AUGACGAUCUUUGUAGGAUGCAAUAAAGAGCUGCAAAUCUGCGACUACAGUCCUGUUCACAAGCUCGUGGCGUACGGAGCGCGCAAUGCUAUCGCCCUGUGGAGUCCGGAACAGGUUCAUCUUGGUGUUUUGUCCACUUUGAAAGCGCACUCGUCGCAUGUGGUCGCAGUCAAAUGGCUCCCCGAAUCGUCGUUCUUGGUCUCUACGGCCGAGGACCAUUCUGUCAAGGUCUGGAAAUACACAAACCGGGAGUCUGGUUUUGACCUUGUGGCCAGCUUGGACGCCCAUUCCGCCAGCGUCACCUCUUUGGCCGUGUCUAAGAAUAUUUUCGUCACUGGUGGAGCGGACGGGAAAAUCAAGGUCUGGGCCGUUUCUGGCCAAGGAGAGGUGGUCUGUGUGGCUGAAACAACUAUUGGACCCGAUUUCAUGCCGCUUUCGCUCGCUAUCGAGGAAAUAGAGCCGGAAAAAUACGUCAUCUUUGUCGGUGGCUCCAAGCCGCAAUUCCACGUUCUUUCGUACACCAAAACCGACUCGCUGCAAUACCAGGCCAACCUCCCCGGUCACGAGGACUGGAUCAAGUCUAUUGCGGUGAAAAAUCAGGGAAACGGCGAGUUUCUCGUUGCUUCCGGAUCCCAAGACAGAUACAUCAGACUUUGGAAGCUCUGCGUGAACGAGGCCAUCUCCAAAGCAGACAACUCGAACAAAUUGGGUCUUUUAAUGAACAAACAGCAUCUUUUCAGCAUCGACAGCACAACCAAGUGCUCUGUCAACUUUGACGCCAUUAUUAUGGGCCACGACGACUGGAUCUCCAGUCUCGUUUGGCACCCUACUAAAACCGUUCUUCUGUCCUCCUCUGCAGACACAUCCAUCAUGCUAUGGGAGCCCGAUCAGGGCAGUGGGGUCUGGAUUUCUAGCGUCAGACUCGGAGAGAUGAGUAUCAAGGGUGCUUCUACUGCAACCGGUGCGUCUGGAGGGUUCUGGAGCACGUUAUGGAUAUUCAACGGAAACACAGAAACUAUCAUCACUAACGGAAAAACAGGCUCUUUCAGAUGCUGGACCGGAUCUUCGACUCCUGCUUUCCAAUACAACCAAGUUCCGUGCUUGACAGGGCCAAUGAAAGAGGUCACCGACGUUUGUUGGGCAAGAUCAGGUAAAUAUCUUCUUGCUACCUCUUUGGACCAAACAACCAGACUGUUCGCCAAAUGGACCAAAACUAAUACUUGGCAUGAGUUCUCCAGACCACAGAUCCACGGUUACGACAUGAUCUGUGUCAAGCCGAUCACAGAUUCCCGGUUCAUCUCCGGUGGAGACGAAAAGAUCAUGAGAUCCUUUGACGAGCCAAAAGCAGUGGCUUCCAUGCUGGAAAAACUUUGUGGAAUUGCUCCAAAUGACGUCAACUCCAUGCCUGAAAGUGCCUCGCUCCCUGUUCUGGGUCUGUCCAACAAAGCUGAGGCGGAGACCGAGGUGCAACAGGACUCCGAGGACGAGAGCGAGACCGCAGACAACGGCGCCUUGACUGCUAAUUUAUCCGCCAAACUGCUUUCGGAACUGCAGGCGCCUCCAAUGGAAGACAUCCUGCAACGUCACACGCUGUGGCCAGAAAUCGAAAAGCUAUACGGCCACGGCUUUGAAAUCACCACGCUGGACGUUUCUCCAGACGGGAAACUCAUCGCGUCGGCGUGUCGCUCCAACGUGGCCUCCCACGCUGUGAUCAGACUGUUCAGAACUGACUCCUGGCUCCAAAUCACCCCAUCAUUGGCAGGUCACGACCUCACAAUCACCAGACUUCGCUUCUCUCCAAAUGGUGGCUACCUCGUUAGUGUGUCACGUGACCGGAAAUACUCGCUAUGGAAAAGGCAUGGCGACACCUACGAGCUGGUGGAACUGCGCGAAAAAGCGCACUCGCGUAUCAUCUGGGACGUGUGCUGGCUGCCUGAAACGGAACACGGGAUUUUCUUUGUCACGGGAUCGAGAGAUCGGCGUGUUCAGGUGUGGAGGAUCGGCGACAACGACAAAGUGGAGUCCGCAGGAAGUUUGAAAUUUAGCUCACCGGUCACUGCACUUGAUUGCUAUAAGCAGACAGUGGACGGCGUCUCUCUGGUGGCUGUCGGAAUGGAGAACGGCGAGAUCUUAAUUUGUUCGGUGGAUAACAAUGGACAGGCUGAAAUCGUGCAACAGUUCGAUAAGUCCACUGUUCCGGACGACAAGGUCACGCGUCUGAGCUGGAACCCAACUAUGCACCAAGACGAGUCGUUGAGCCUGGCUGUUGGCAGCAGCGACUGCUCUGUGCGGAUCUACACUGUUUCGACGCGUCGAUAG
Ogataea philodendri is the source of this 2319-nucleotide messenger RNA. RefSeq lists its product as uncharacterized. The transcript has a single exon. The record is from RefSeq and is a predicted model, not a curated record. Gene Ontology annotation, molecular function: protein binding. Lineage: Eukaryota; Fungi; Ascomycota; Pichiomycetes; Pichiales; Pichiaceae. Gene Ontology annotation, cellular component: elongator holoenzyme complex. Gene Ontology annotation, biological process: tRNA wobble uridine modification. The coding region runs from base 1 to 2319 and encodes 772 amino acids.